AUGCCCUGGAAGAGGAAGGAACUCCUUAGAGAAAAAUUCUUCCAGCAAAAUGUCACCCUGAUAUCAGAAGAUAAACCAGAAAAACUAUUGAAACUUUUUUCAUCUAAAGAGCUAGCAAAAGCGACAGCAAAUUAUGCAGAAAAUAUGAUUAUUGGAAGAGGUGGUUGCGGCAUUGUGUACAAGGGAAUACUACCAGAUAAGCGUGUGGUGGCAAUUAAGAGGUACAAAAUAUCAGACCAACAAUUGGACCGAAUUAUAAAUGAUAUUAUAAUUCUUGGACAAAUGGAUCACAUGAACGUGGUGCAGCUUUUAGGAUGUUGUUUGGAAACUGAGGUCCCAUUGGUAGUUUAUGAAUUUGUUUCUAACGAUACACUUUAUCAUCAUAUUCAUAACAAAUCAAGCGGCGGUGGAAGGUUAUCAUGGGAUAGCCGUUUACGGAUUGCACAUGAAUCGACUGAUGCACUUGCUUAUCUUCACUCAGAUGCUAAGAUGACCAUCAUACAUGGAGAUGUGAAGUCAUCUAACAUUUUGUUGGAUGAAAAUUACACCGCUAAAGUUGCAGAUAUUAGUACGUCAAGGGCAAUCCCAAUGGAUGAUGAUCGUUUCAUUACACAAUUUGUAGGGACGAUAGGUUACUUGGACCCUGUAUGUUUCCGAACAGGUAAACUAACUGAUAAGAGUGAUGUGUAUAGCUUUGGCGUGGUUCUUGUAGAACUCCUGACUGGAUCAAAGCCCUUAGAUAUCAAAAGAUCGAGAGAGGAUACAAAUCUUGCAACAUAUUUUACGAAGGCAAAGAGGGACGAUCGGUUGCUUGAGAUUGUUGAUCAUCAAGUUUUAGAGGAGGCAACCGUUGAGCAGCUUAUAGAAACAUGUGACGUGGCAUGUAGAUGCCUUGACAAGCAAGCUGAAAACAGACCUAGCAUGAAAGAAGUGACUAUGAAGCUUGAAAGUAUAAGGAACACAAAUUCUUUGAUGAAUGAAAGUGAACAAGUUGAUCUUUAUGAUGUUCUUCUUGCUGCUAAUGGUGAGACCUCUACGACGUAG
Helianthus annuus (common sunflower) is the source of this 1044-nucleotide messenger RNA. RefSeq names its product wall-associated receptor kinase 1. Gene Ontology annotation, molecular function: protein serine/threonine kinase activity; ATP binding. Gene Ontology annotation, biological process: cell surface receptor signaling pathway; protein phosphorylation. The coding region runs from base 1 to 1044 and encodes 347 amino acids. Lineage: Eukaryota; Viridiplantae; Streptophyta; Magnoliopsida; Asterales; Asteraceae. Gene Ontology annotation, cellular component: plasma membrane. The record is from RefSeq and is a predicted model, not a curated record. The transcript has a single exon.